UGAAAAGUGUCAUAAGGAGGAUUCGGACGUAGUGCUAUAAAAUAAUUAUCCUUGCUUUGCGAGUACUUCCAGUCUUUCCUGUUGUGUCGUUUCGUUGAAAUCGAGGCGAAGUCUUUCGACCGAGAGGCGACUUGUUGUCUGGAACAAGUAAUCUCCGAAAAUGGGUCUGUGGACUUUAUUCCAAGGCUUCUUGCUGCUUACAAAUGCGUUUGCGAUACUGAACGAAGAUCGUUUUCUGGGUCCGAGAGGCUGGACCUUGCUACAAUUUCAAGGAGGGCGGAGAACCACACUUAAGGGGCAGAUCAUAGGAUUUAUACACGCAUGCCAGUUCUUCAGAUUUCCGCUCAUAAUUUUGAACAUCGUAACUAUAGUAGUGAAGCUGAUCUCCGGGUGAAAUGCUUAAUAUGGGAUUCAGAACAGGUUACCAAGAUAACUUGUAGAGUUGGAGAACAACUUUCAUGUCACGGGAUGGUCAGGUUAGGAGAUGGUAGAUAGAGAACGGGGUAUACAACCGGUGAUAGGUAAGUUUCCCUUGCCCAAUUGAUGUUGGUGACGGGGUUUCGACCAAAUACCCUCAAACAUUGAAGUUAUAGGUCGAUCACUGAAACAAAGUAGUAGGGAUUGGGUUCUCAUUGCCUACAUUUGAUUGCCUAUAUUUUGGUCGAAUGAUAUAAAUUUACAUGUUGUAGUAUUUAGAAGAAGGGGAAACCAAUUCCGUGUCAUUUUCCCUUUCUUCUUAGCUUUUUUUUUUUUUUUGAUCAUUAUUCCAUCUUGGCAGCCAAUUAUAGUCCGACACAUAUUGAGAUUUGUUUUAUCAGUUAGUUAUGCAUACAUGUCAAAUUAUGAUUUGCAUAAAGGAAAGUGAUAUUCCAUCGAAUCUCUC
Malus domestica (apple) is the source of this 883-nucleotide messenger RNA. Its product is annotated as protein transport protein yos1-like. Gene Ontology annotation, biological process: endoplasmic reticulum to Golgi vesicle-mediated transport. Lineage: Eukaryota; Viridiplantae; Streptophyta; Magnoliopsida; Rosales; Rosaceae. The record is from RefSeq and is a predicted model, not a curated record. Gene Ontology annotation, cellular component: Golgi membrane; COPII-coated ER to Golgi transport vesicle; endoplasmic reticulum membrane.